Messenger RNA from Microthlaspi erraticum, 1032 nucleotides. The record is from the annotation of a GenBank genome assembly. NCBI's taxonomy places the organism in Eukaryota, Viridiplantae, Streptophyta, Magnoliopsida, Brassicales, Brassicaceae.
AUGGAUUCUCAUUCUCAGUAUCAGGAUUUGCCUCCUCUCAAAAGAUUUCGACUGAUCCAGCGAGAUCUCGAACUCGCGGCGGAGCAGCAGCAGCUACAGAGUCAAUCGGAGGCGAAGUCGUUGCAGUUACCGGCGAAGAAGAGGAAGCAAUCUCGAGUCGAUUACGAUGACAACGACGACGGCGAGAACUCUAAUCCUACCUACCAAUGUCUUCCGGCGAAGAAACGGAUCUGGGCGAUUGAUCCAGAUCUGCUCUCCGGUAAUCAUCCCCUUUCGCCUUUCGAUCUGAAUAUCGAGUAUAAGCCUUGCGUUGAUGAGAAGUCUAUCGAGAAGAAAAAGUCAACUCUAGUGAGUCAGUCGAGUCUAGAAGUAGAGUUUGAUGAUAAAGAGAACAUCGUUCCUCUAGGAGAUGAAGAAGAUUGUGGUAGUGAUGAUGGGAUUAUGUGUGUUGUAUGUCAAAGCACGGAUGGUGAGCCAUCGAAUCCAAUCGUCUUCUGUGACGGUUGUGAUUUAAUGGUUCAUGCUUCGUGUUAUGGGAACCCUCUUGUCAAGGCUGUACCAGAAGGUGACUGGUUCUGCAGACAGUGUAUUGCGUCGAAGAAGAGUGAAAGAAAAAGCUUUUCUUGCUGCUUGUGUACAAGCAAAGGUGGAGCGAUGAAAGAAACAAAGGAUGGUCGAUGGGCACACAUCACUUGCUCGUUGUUUGUGCCGGAAGUUUACUUUGAGGAUCCUGAAGGAAGGGAAGGGAUUUGUUGCGGUGAGAUACCGAGUAAGAGGUGGAAAGAUAGGUGUUGUUUGUGCAAGAUUAGACGUGGGUGUGUUAUCGAGUGUUCGGAGAUGAAGUGUCAGCUGGCUUUUCAUGUUACUUGUGGGUUGAAGGAAGAUCUUUGUGUUGAGUAUCGUGAAGGGAAGAAGAGUGGUGGUGGUGGUGGUAUUGUUGUUGGUUUCUGCAGUGAGCAUACUAAGCUAUGGGAGAGGCAACAGGAAAGUGGAAAGUACAAGAUUGUUGCUAGAGAUGAAGAUAAGAAGUAG